Parastagonospora nodorum SN15 is the source of this 384-nucleotide messenger RNA. RefSeq lists its product as hypothetical. Bases 1 to 384 code for a protein of 127 amino acids. The transcript is spliced from 2 exons. The record is from RefSeq and is a predicted model, not a curated record. NCBI's taxonomy places the organism in Eukaryota, Fungi, Ascomycota, Dothideomycetes, Pleosporales, Phaeosphaeriaceae.
AUGCCUUCUAUGAGACUUGCAGUAACGACACUGUAUAAUAGACUUCCCGGUCGUAAGGAAAAGAUUCUAUGGGAAUCGUUGAGGCUCAGCAUCUGGGACACAGUAUUUCAAGGAAUGGAUCAUUGGGAUGGAUAUACUCGCCUCGUGUUCAACAAAGCUAGGAGGCUCGACAGCGCAUGGAGAAUUGAAGUUAAGGCGUUCUCGGGAAGUGAGAUACCCGAGAUCCCAGAGGAGAAAGCGAGACGUCAGAAGCAGGAAGCAGUAUCCGGGGAGGACAAGGCGAAGCAGGAUGAUGAGGAUGAGAGGAUGGCGGAGGAGAUGGAAAAGGCAUUCAAUGAGGGUAAAUGCUUGUCUAAAGAAACAUCAUUCACCGAGGUUUCGUAG